AUGGAAGCGAUGCUUCCCGCCCCCGCCGUCGACCAGGCCGCUCCCCUGCCCGACAGGAGCAACGGCUGGCGCUACCUGGGCCCCCGAGAGGGAGAAAUCUACAGGCGCCAGGCGGUCUUCGGGGCCGGGCUCCUGGUGCACCCGUGCGACGCCGACACCUGGCGGGCGACCUUCGUCAACGUCGAGGGCGGCGGCCACGGACAGCUCGUGGUCUCCGCCGCCGACGAGACCUGGCGAGUCAUCCUAUGCUGGGGAUCACGGGGCCGAAGGAUCGACGUCAACCAGCACGGUAUCCCUGCAUCUCCUGUGGAUCUGCAGGUUUGCACAGGUGUCACAUCGGAGGAUCCAUGCUUCAGACAGCUCAAUAGCGCAUCCUUCGGCCACCGACUCGUGAAAUACGAUCCCUUGACCGAGUUUGGAUCUACGUGGAAGGAGAGCCUCCCGGGUACCUGUCUGGCGGUCCUGGUCGCAGACUCGUGGCAAGACUGUCAGGUCGAUCUACGCGCACGCGAUCGACGGAGAUUUGGGUUCCGUGACGUAGACCCGCUGACCGGAACCUUUGGUCGUUGCGCGAACAUGACGGAGGCAAUCCUCUCCUCGAGCCAGACGGAGACGGACCAGAAGACCGCUCGUAAGCGGCGGAGAGGAGCCGAUGACACGGCAGACAGCAAGAAGACCUGGUACGCAACUCCCGCUAAUGCGGUGGACGAGCUCAUGCUCCAUCUGCACCUCGGUGGCGUGGCUUGUACGGGCAGACUGACCANCGGGGGGGGGGGCUUGUUUUACAACGUCGUUGCCAAGCGACGAAAACCCAACAAGAGGGGGAGGAAGGGGGUCAAAAUAUCCAAGAGGAACCAGAAAAGGUCGUAA
Messenger RNA from Ectocarpus sp. CCAP 1310/34, 870 nucleotides. The record is from the annotation of a GenBank genome assembly. NCBI's taxonomy places the organism in Eukaryota, Phaeophyceae, Ectocarpales, Ectocarpaceae.